Messenger RNA from Penicillium cosmopolitanum, 189 nucleotides. RefSeq lists its product as uncharacterized. The transcript has a single exon. NCBI's taxonomy places the organism in Eukaryota, Fungi, Ascomycota, Eurotiomycetes, Eurotiales, Aspergillaceae. Bases 1 to 189 code for a protein of 62 amino acids. The record is from RefSeq and is a predicted model, not a curated record.
AUGUUGUAUGCCCUACCUCGCAAGCAGAUCCAACGCUUCUGGCAGAACAUGUCGCUCUACGACCCUAAUGAUUUUCAUAUCCAGGAGGAUACGCCAGAAGAACUGGAACAGAUGGAUGAGAGCAUGGCUAUUACUGGUUUGAGACUCCUGGUGCUGUGGCUCUCAUCAAGCAGAGAUGUAGAGAUGUAG